Messenger RNA from Rhopalosiphum maidis (corn leaf aphid), 3666 nucleotides. RefSeq lists its product as uncharacterized. The coding region runs from base 1774 to 2349 and encodes 191 amino acids. The record is from RefSeq and is a predicted model, not a curated record. Lineage: Eukaryota; Metazoa; Arthropoda; Insecta; Hemiptera; Aphididae. The transcript has a single exon.
UUUUUUUCCGGGAACCAAUUUACCAAUCUUAAGGGCAGAUUCAGGGGUGCACUAGGGGCAAGUGCCACCCCCGCUGGAAAAAAAUAAUAUUAAAAAACAUACAUUUUUAUAAUAUUAUUUUUUUUAUGGGGGGGCUAUAUCUAAAUUAUAUAAUUUUUCCUAUAAAAUACUCCGACCGUAAACACAUGCUGGAUACGCCCUUGUCCAAUGCCGGCUAGAACAUAUGGAGCACCCAAUAUUUUCAGUUAGCCUUAUAAUUUAUUUUAAAUUAGUUACUAUAUAAUGACCAACAUUCAACUUCUUCCAUCCAUUCCACCCUCUCCAUAUAAAUUGGCAUCUAAUAUUUGAAUAAUGGUACUUAUAUUGCGCGUAUAUAGUAGGUACCUACUCAUAAUAUGUAUUGAAUAUAUUAAUUUGUACUAAUUUUUUCAACAAUACGUAAAAAAACAAUCUUUAACUUUCCAACUUGUUUUUAUUUUUAUCAAAAAUAGAUACUUGUUUACAUUUUUUUUUAAGAACUCAUAAUAAAUUCACAUUUGUUUGCUCCACACAUUUCACUAUUAUAUCACAUAAUAAUACAAUAUGUGCCUAUAGGCACUAACAAUCAAAAAUCAUAAUGUAAAAUAGAAAUAUACGACCGAAUCAUAGAGAACAUACAAAAUAAUGUAUGCUACUGUAAUCAUAGCUGUCCAUUGAUUUCGAACAUUGUUCCUUAGGUAGGUACGUGUGAAAAAUGGUAAGCAGGUCGACUCAUGACUGCUGACAAAUUUUCCCCGUAAGCGUCGUGGUAAGUAAAAUUUCAGACACGUGCUUUGGAAAAUGUGUGAGCAACACUAACAAUAAAACAACGGAAGAGAAAACUCCGCAACGACCAGCACCAUGUAUACCCUGAUCGGUAACCCUCAUAUUUAUAUCAUAUUGUAUACUUUUUAUCAAUGCAUUAUAUAAUCAAAUACAUACAUAUUAUAAUAUUUAAAAUUGAACAAUUUACUUACAUAUUAAUAAGGUGGUAAUAUACCGAUAUCUAGAGUUAAUAGUAUUACGCAUCGAUAUUGUUCUACUGAAAUAGCAAUAAUUAAAGAUAUUAUACCUAUUAACAAAAUAUUUGUUUGUGCUAUGGGUACAUACAUUCAUUGUCAUCACGAGUCUCAGUAGUAUUAAAUAGCCGAUUCAGAAACCUCAACCCUCAACCACAACCCGCCUCAACCUCAACCGCGCCGCCUGCCGACGACCAGACUCAUCCGCCGCCUGAUCCGCUACGUAACCGACAUAUAUUUUUCGCGCAUAUCGCCUACGUGACAAGAAUUUCUUAUCAGUUAUCGCGUACGCCAUACAUUUCCCGCGGCAAUCACUGUUAUCAAGUAUUAUUACUUUUUAUCAUAUAUUAUUAUUUUUGCCGCCAACCACAAACGGAUUCAUACGUUACCUUGGAACAAAAAUAUAAUAUUCUGGUUUAGAGUCGGACCGAGUGUUAUACUGAAGAUAUACAGAUGCGUUAGACCUAAUAUAUAAUAUUCGGCUAAAAAUAUAUAGAAUAUCUACAUAUUAUUUCUCCGCCUUAAUACAUACCGGGAUAAACCACAUCGAUUGGCACUGGCGACAAUUUCACCGUGUGUUAAUGUUCCGUUUAUUGUUAUUUCGAAUGUUUAAUAUCCCUGAUUCAAACACAAUAGCGUUUUGUCCAAUAUCGAUAUGUCCAAACACAACCAGUUAGGUCAAUGUGUUGAAAUUUAAAGAAUGUAUCGAUACUUAAUAGCAUGAAUAUUAUAUAUAAUGCCCCAAUUUAAGAGCCUGACCGAAAGAGCCGACAGCUCUUCAGUGUUUCUCCAGCCUUAUAGCUCUUCGCACCACAACCGUUCUCGCGCUCCGUGUUUAAAACGUUUUUAUUCAGUGUUCUUCAUUUCUCGUAUACUUUUAAUCAUGGUCGGUUCAAUCGCUAACAUGAAAAAACACUACAAUCAGAAAAGUUUUACAUAUGUACCACCAACACCGCCUGCAGAGCUCAUCGACUGUGAUAACUUCAUACUCGACUUCGCUGAUCGUAAGUUUUUAAAUGUUGGAUUUGAUUCGGAAGACAAGUUCAAUAUUGUUAUUCAUAUAAUAACACCGUCACGCUAUGUAAGCAUAUACGAGGGUUUUUUAAGACGAACAACAUUCUCGCUGAUGGGGAAUAUACUGUCAUUCAUAUUAGAUAUCUCACAAAAAAGUAGAAAACAGAUUUUUUUGGAGGAUGAAUUUACUGUCGUAUCGAACAUGGUGUAUCGAGGAGAAAAUGUGCUAGUCGUAGAGUCGAAGAAAAAGGAAGGAUGUCGUGUAUUGCUCGAUCGAAAAAACUUGAUGAAAUUAUAAUAUAUGGAGGAGAGUAUUUUCGAAACGUUCGCACGAAAGUCAGCCAUCAUACGUCCAGUUGUAUUAAGGCAAUUUGAAAUUAUUGGAAAUUAUAUAGACCGGGAAUUUACCAAUGUGCAAUCGCUACCGAAAACAGUUGAAGAAAUGAUAAUUUUUAUUAAAAACCUUCAGACCGAUCAAAUCAUCACGAAUAUCGACUUAAAUUUUGUUAGUCAGCUGAAAAUGUGUGCAGCACGAAAAUUAGCUGAACAAUGGUCUCAACGAUGGAGCGGAGGAAUGUCACCAGAGGUAACUAAAUCUUAAUACUAGCUCUAUUAAAUAGUUAUUUAAUUUUUAUUAUUUUUAGUUAAUCGUUGACCCCAUUUCGCCCGAUUAAAUCGAAGCUACAUUUACAACAAUUACAAUUUGAACUUUCAUUAUGCCUACGCGUAUCUUCAUCACCCAUACAUAUAGGGACAUUUGUUUUUAACAAUUCUUCAAUUUUGAUGCCCACUUCAACUAUAUUAUCAACAAAAUGCUUGGCAACCUCCUCAUGACUUUCACUAUCACGAUAAAUAACCGGUGUUAUUGGUAUAUUAAACUGCUCAAGCAACUCUAAUGUUACGUCAUCGGACACCUUGACUACAAAUCCAUAGCUCAUAGGUUUAUAUCUAUGUGUUAUAGUUGUGUGUUCCCCUUAUGUUCAUUAGCUUUUAGUAGUAGCGCUUUGAAAUCAGCGUAAAUAGUAAAUGGAUGCCGUUGUGCGUUUUUCCAUGCAUUGAAUUCGAGCUUUGUACCGAUUUAGGGUAUUAUUGGUAGAAUGGGCUUAUGUGACCCGCAAAUAAGUUUAUGCUGUUGGAGAGCUAGCUGCCCGCUUAACUUAUAUUUUAGACUUUGGUAAUCGAAUGAUGUGAAGCACCGUUUACAAUAAUAUACCGAAUUACCAUGUAAAGUAGUUUGCGAGUGGAUAAGACGUGAAAAAUUUGAAAUAUAAACAUAGUGGUUUUUUUCAUUGUCAGUGAUUAAAAUUAUAUCGAAAUGAUCAGCUUUUUCAUUAUCAACGAUUUUUAAUGGAAAUAUAUGGUAGUUAGAAUGUUUUAAAGAAGGUUGAGAUGUUUUUUUAACUCCGUAGAUAUUAACAGAAACUGACGGGUUAUUGUUUUCGAAAAUUUUAACCUCACUCCAUGGUGUUGGGAAUGCUAGCCCAGAAAAAUUAUAUUUAUUUUCAUGUCGGUAAUAAUUUUCUCCUACGCGGUGUUUAUUUGAUCCAGUUACAUGCUUUGCCAGAACAGCCCAUUUAAAACAAUAAUUAUCAUUAUUUUGAGGAUUGAUCGUUGC